AUGGGCCAAUCUCAGUCGACAGGAGCCAAGGGCCAAGACGCCCAAGAGCAGCAGUCAGGGCAGAAAACAGACUACUAUGAGCUUCUAGGUAUCACUCGGGGGGCAACCGAUGAGGAGAUCAAAAAAGCAUACCGAAGGAAAGCACUCGAGUUGCACCCAGACCGAAACUAUGGGAAUGUCGAGGAAGCGACCAGGCUGUUCGCCGAGAUUCAGUCCGCAUAUGAGGUCCUUGCCGAUCCCCAGGAGCGUGCAUGGUACGACUCCCAUAGUGACGUGUUUCUAGGAACCACUGGGGGCUCCGAAGAGGAUUCACAUUCCUACAACAUUCGAGUGACGACUGCGGAAGAUGUUCUCAAGGUCUUCUCGAAAUUCAGUCCUCGCAUGGAAUUCUCGGACUCGCCAGCUGGGUUCUUUGGGGGGCUGCAGGAACAAUUUUCCCAGCUGGCAUCGGAAGAGCGACUGGCCUGUCAGUGGGAGGACCACGAUAUGGUGGACUAUCCGACAUUUGGAGCGCGCGAUGAUGACUUUGAGUCUGUUGUGCGCCCGUUCUAUGCCGCAUGGAGUGGUUUCUCCACCAGCAAAUCUUUCGCCUGGAAGGACGCCUAUCGGUACUCUGAGGCUCCUGAUCGCCGCGUUCGGAGGCUAAUGGAAAAGGAGAACCGGCGCCUGCGAGAGGAAGCGAUCCGCGAGUUCAACGAUGCAGUUCGAUCGCUAGUGGCAUUUGUCAAAAAACGAGAUCCCCGAUAUAGAGCCAACGCUCAAAAUGAUGCACAGCGUCAAGAGACUCUCCGACAGUCCGUCGCGGCCCAGGCAGCUAGAUCGCGGGCCCAAAAUCAAGCCAAAUUGCGGGAACAUGUCAUUCCGGAGUGGGCGCGUUCAGAGGAACCGGAUGCUGGCGAAGACGAAAAGAGCUCCGAGAGUGAGGUUGAGAGUUUUGAAUGUGUUGUAUGCAACAAGCAGUUCAAAAGCCAAAAGCAGUUUGAAGCUCAUGAGCGGAGCAAAAAGCACAUAAAGGCUGUCAAACAACUAUGUCGAGAGAUGCGACUGCAGAACGAUGAGUUGGACUUGGAGCCUACCGGCCAUGCCACCACUUCUCUUGGCCCACCUGGAUCCCCCCCUUCGUUUGACACACCCCACACCAGCGAUGGAGACAACGAUCAUGUUUCAGAAUCACCCAUUACACGAGAGCUGGAGGAGCCGGUCAGGGAGGCAGUGGAGAGUGAUUCCCCGAUGGACCCAUCUGGGGAGCAAUCGUCUGUCUCCGAUGGAGAGGGCGACAGCAAUCAGCCACCCUUCCAAAGUCCUCAUCCGAAGCGAGACUCUUUUGAUUUUGUCGAGGAUGAGGAUUAUGCCUCCAGGGAGUCCGUCGAGACUAGACUCCGCUCCGAUUUGGAUUCGGUGCUCGACAUCGAUCCUGUCACUCCCCUCACCGAUCGACUGUCAUCCGCCGAGCUUGAUGACCAACCAUCUGUUCCUGCUCAGGCCGGAAAGGCUAAGCAGAGACGAGCUAAAAAGGCGGCACGAAACCCCGGACAGUCCACGGGGAUGACAUGUGCCCAUUGUCACGCUAGCUUCACCUCGAAAACAAAGCUGUUUACGCAUCUCAAAGACCAGCCGAGUCAUGCACAGCCAGUAAAGACCACCGCCGGGAGCAAAAGACGAUGA
Molecule: messenger RNA, 1665 nt
Organism: Penicillium canariense
Lineage: Eukaryota; Fungi; Ascomycota; Eurotiomycetes; Eurotiales; Aspergillaceae
Product: putative C2H2 finger domain protein
Exons: 2
Coding region: 1-1665 (554 amino acids)
Cellular component (GO): cytoplasm
Molecular function (GO): nucleic acid binding; zinc ion binding
Source: RefSeq, a predicted model, not a curated record